UAUUAUGUAUGUGGGUAUGCAGCGGAUUUGCAUUUGUGAGGUCUACCUGUCUCUAAAAAUAUACAGUCAGUCAUUGCUCGAUCUCGUUGUUUUAUUGAAGUGUUCCCUAUACUUUUACAUGGCGCAGCCGGUUAAAGUGAUAAAAAGUGCAUAAUUUAAAAAGCAGAAGACAAGAAAGUGAAGAUAGUAAGAAAAUUCGGAAAGAAAAAAACAAGAUGGAAUCGGUUCUUACUCCCCCUUUGCCGUUUAAGUUUGAGGAAAAUGUAACCAAUAUGGCGUUUGGCAGUUUGUGUGAAUCUUGGGAGAAGUGGAAGAAUGGUUUUCAAAUAUACGUAAAGGCAUGCGAACUUAAUAAGAAAACAGAAGAAAUACAAAUGAACAUUUUUUUACACGUCGUAGGGGAACAGUGCCGUGAGAUAAUAGAACAAAGUACGACGAAAUGUACAACAUUAGCGGCUUUAAUAGGUCAAGUCGAUAAUCAUUUUAAAGCGAAAAAAAAUGUAACGGUCGAGCGUCAUCGGUUUUUUACUCGUCAACAAGGUGAACACGAGUCCAUAGACCAAUACGUCUUUGAGUUGAGAAAGUUGGCUCAGUCGUGCGAGUUUGGUAACUUAAACGACGGAUUAAUAAAGGAUAGACUCGUAUGUGGAAUCGUGAGCGCAGCGAUUAGAGAGCGACUGUUACGCGAAGACGACCUAACGCUAAAUAAAGCGUUAGAAAUAUGUCGGGCUGCUAUAGUGUCGAAAAUGUAUUCGGAGGACAUUAAACGCGAGUGUACUAGUGAGACAAAAGGUAACGAAGUGUGUGCGGUAGCUAACAAAGAAGUGUACGAGUUGAAUCGGUCAGGUGCGAAAGUCGAAGCAAAAUCGAGUCGUGGUAUGAGUUCCGGACGAGGAUGGCGCGGGCGCGGAUGGGCGCAUGGCGCGGGGCGCAGUGGCGCGCCGGGCGCGGCAGGCCCGGCCGGCGCUCAGCACCGCGCGCCGUACGCAUAUCGCGGAGGGCGGUGCGGUCAGUGCGGCGGCGUGCACAAAAAGUACGAUUGUCCGGCGUAUGGCAGGAGCUGCAUGAAAUGUUCCAGACCAAAUCAUUUUGCCAGGAUGUGCAGGGUGUACAUGGUGGAAGAGUCUGAGGACCAGGAUAGUGAGGGCUCCAGAUAGAUGGGGUGACUGGAUCUAACAACACAUGUCAGUGCUCCACAGAGGAUGGAAACGCAUCCUACAUAUCUUAUAUGUACUAAAAUAAUCAAAAUAGAAUACCUAUACUAUGUUAUUAUUAUAAAUACAACAAAUUAUGCAUGAACGACAUUUUAGUCAUAUGUGAUAGUCUAUAACUUAUAACUAAAACUUAAUUACCAUGUAGUACACAAAACCUGCAAUUAUAUUUUAUAUGUACAUAUUAAUAAUUUAUUAUGAAGUACGCAAGUCAAAUUUGAGGUCAUAGCAAUGUAAACCUUGUUUAUUGCCAACUUGGUCGAGUUUUGAAUAAUCUGUUGUGUAAAAACAAAAAUUAAUCCUUAAUAUGCGAAGUUCAUUAUUGUAUAUUUUAAAUACCUAGUGACACACUUAUUGUGUUAUCAAUGCAGUUAAUAUUGAAUGAGAUUUAUUGUAUUUUGUCGCUAUACACCUGUCAGUCUAUUGGAAGUGAGGUAGUACUUACUAGGGAAAAUGUAUUCUUUAUUAUAAUAUCAUUAAAAUAAAAUCAAGUUUGUAACCCAAUGUGCCAUUAUUGUUGUGCAAUUACCUACUAUUAUUAUUAGUUAUAGACACUGUAAAAUAAUUAAAUUUAUUUCAGAAGUCUUUAAUGUAUUGAAUUGAAAUUUAAAAUGUAAAAAAAAAAAAAUAUAUAUAUAUAUGCAUGCUGAAUGCGACUAAAUUUUUUUUUGUUUUGUUUUGAAAAGGGAAGAUGUCAUAUUAUGUAUGUGGGUAUGCAGCGGAUUUGCAUUUGUGAGGUCUACCUGUCUCUAAAAAUAUACAGUCAGUCAUUGCUCGA
This is a messenger RNA of Cydia pomonella (codling moth), 1989 nucleotides long. RefSeq lists its product as uncharacterized. Bases 216 to 1157 code for a protein of 313 amino acids. The record is from RefSeq and is a predicted model, not a curated record. The transcript is spliced from 2 exons. Lineage: Eukaryota; Metazoa; Arthropoda; Insecta; Lepidoptera; Tortricidae.